Saccostrea echinata is the source of this 2656-nucleotide messenger RNA. RefSeq lists its product as uncharacterized. The record is from RefSeq and is a predicted model, not a curated record. NCBI's taxonomy places the organism in Eukaryota, Metazoa, Mollusca, Bivalvia, Ostreida, Ostreidae. The transcript has 6 exons. The coding region runs from base 1 to 1698 and encodes 565 amino acids.
AUGACGACAAGCCUCAAACUGUCUGGAUUGGAUCAUUCUACAACAACAAACCCGAUGUUCACCUUAAUAAACACGACGUGUCCGUAUGCUAAGUGGGUCCAGACUGCCAGGAAGUUAUGCCCUGACCCAAAUAAAUAUCACUGUUUGAACGAUGAAUUUGGUCGACCUGGGUGGCUAUGCGCUGAUCCAAUAUGGGUGGAAGGCGGACGAUGUCCAGAAUUUAAUACCAUCGCAAAGAAAUUGGAUACAGUUUCAUGUGAGGGAGAAAACUGUCCAGACACAGUUUUUCAGUCGUCAUUUGUUCAUUUAUAUUUGAGUUGUAGAGGAGAAGGAGUUGAAAAGACAACAUCUUCAAACUUUGACCUUACAACUGAAGCCGUUCCGUUAGAUAGUCCUGCAUCUAUAGGAAUUACAGUCGGUAUCAUCGCUGGAGUAGUUUUAAUCGCCAUUGCUGUUGUUGCUCUGUGUCAUCUUUUAAGAAGGAGACGACAAAACAAAAAAGACUCAGAAGCAGGUUUAGCAAUGUUAGCUACGCCUGAACCAAACGAUGGAAGGUCAUAUUCUCGCGCACAAAGAGCACUUCGCACGGAGAGAUUUGUCGUCAUAACGGGAAUACAAGGAUCCGGGAAAACAUUUCUAGCUAAGCGACUUUGCAACGAAUGGUUUCAAGAAGAAAAGUGUAUUUGGAUAACUGACCCGCAACAUUUUCAAAUUCUUUUAGAUUUCAAUAGUGUUUUUGUUCUUGAUGAUUUAUUCCAUGAACUACAGUCAGAGGACCAAGUGAGAGAAAUGAAGGCAAAUAUCGAUAAAUUGUAUGAAAAUGUCGUUGUCAAACGUAAUGGGAAAAUAAUUCUAACAGUUACAAGCUUAAUUCUUAGAAGACUUGUAUCUGUUUUUGAGGAAAGGAAGUAUAAAAAUAUAAUUGAUCUCGAUGAACUGUCUAAAGAGGAUCGAGAAGAUAUAUUACAAUUCCAUACGAAACUAAAUAAAAUGUUAGAUGAUACUUCAAAAAUAGAUGAUACUUCUAAAAGUCAAAACUCAUCAACUGUCAUCAGAGAUACUGAUUUUCAACGGAUGAUUGAAUAUAACUCUGAAGGAACUUUUGAUUAUCUUGUCGAAAAAAGGGGAAUGGGGUAUUCAGCAGCUAUGGCUUUGUGCUGUAUGUUUAAUACAGACAAUCAGAAAGAAUUCGAUGCAAAAUGUGGAAGGUAUGUGAAAUCUCCUGUCGCGUGGUUGCGACAAGAUCUGAAAGAAAUGUUCAACGAAAAUAACAUUGAAAGGAAAAGAGAAGCAAUUGCUCUCUCUUUACUUGCUCUCCAUGGUGGUCAAUUUAAGUUAAGUGACUUGAACACGGCAUUGAUGGAUAAACUAAUGGAACUUGAAAAUGUUAAACAUGAGGAGGAAGGCUUUUUAAUUCAAGCCUUUAAUAACCAAAAAAGGAAAUACGUCUAUGAAAAUGAUGGUGUAUAUUCCUUUCAAGUACCAGUUGUCAUGAAAUUCUUAUUCAGAAUUAUUUGUGAAAGGCAUACGGAACUUUUAGAGUUUUGUGAAAAAGAUUUGUGUAAACGACGAGUUUGUUUUUCCUCAUUAUUUCCAACUGAUAUCAAAGGAGAUUAUGCAAAAUCAUUUGUAAGCCUAUCGUAUAUGAAAAUGCUUGAAAUUGAUGAUUGGUUUAGCAAGGAGAACCUGGCUAGUUAAUGUCUUUCCACCUUGUAUCAGUUAUAUUGUUUUCUCCCCACCGUUCGUCACACUUUCUUAUUGUAGCAUUGCUUGUCUCUGAUAUUUGACAUAGAGCCUCAUAAUUCUUGUUGUAUAUGAUUAAUCAUAUCUUUAAACUGUGCAAUACAGUACUGACAUUAUGAUUAUGGUCGCCGAAGCAAAAUAAUGUGUUGCUAAAAAAUUGUUUUUCGAAAACUGAAACUCUUUAAUUCCCACUAGAGUUGGUUAUUUUGUAUUACUGGUCAUGUUAUAUUGAUGUACAAUAUAGUUUCAGAAAAUUGAUCAUUGUUCUAAGGCUUCGCAGGGGUACAUGUAAAAGAUUGUUGUCCAUUAAUAAUAUAAAUUGUAAUGUCAAUGUGCAUAUGUGCAAUAAGAUUUUGGAUGCUGCAAGUACCCACAUACCAGAAGUUUAUCAGGUUAAAUUCGUUUUGUACGUCUAGUCUCAUGUAAUUUAAGUUCUAGAUGGCCAAUAUUUUCUGUAUCAGAUAUCAAAACAACUUUUUAAGGCGAUUCAUUUCCUCAAAUAUAGAAUACCUACAUUCACCACAAUUUCAUGGAUGCUACAUGUACAAUACUGUAGCUUUUUUUGGUCAUAUUUUACACGCUGCAUAUGACCUUUACUUUUGAUUGGGUGAAUAGAAUUUUUAAAGUACUUUCAGUCAAUUCUUCUCUGUUAAGCGAUCGAGUACAAAGAUUAUUGGACACAUGUAAUGCCAGUAACGAUGCAUGUUAAUAUUUCUUGAUUUCGGAAAUGCUACAUUUAAUAUACAUUUACCGAAUAAAUGAUCAGUUCAAGCGACAAAAGAAUGUUAAUUUACACAAAGAAUGUUUCCCUAGGGCAUUUCAAACCUGAACUCAAGUUAAGCUGAUUCCUUUAGAGAACAAAAUUGUCAAAACAUGUAUUGUGCUAUUACAAAUAAAAUGAAUACAAAACACA